CCACGCCGUGCUGCCGCAGCCGCCUCAUCAGUAAUCCAGCCGGGCGGCGCUCUGCUGGCGACGCACCAUCCUCACGGCCACCGCCAAAACCUACCAACUCUCAACACCAACCGCCCAUCGCCACAUCGCCAUAUCGCCCUGGCCGCCGUCGCACCCGCUCUCUCUCCCUGUCGCAUCCUCUCUCCUUGUCGCUUCCGCCCGCCGCCGCUACUGUCGCCGCCUCCACCCUCGCCAUCCUGGCCCCGCGCCCAUGUGAACCGCCUUCUCCCCGAUCAUGUUGGUACAACCACAGAGCUACGCCCCAGACAUCACCCUCGCCAGGAGCCGAAUUCGCCGCCGCCAGCCUUAAUGACGCUGGCGCAUGACCCUGCGGCCCUCCAUACCUCGCAUCUGUCCAUAUCCUCCUCCUCCUCGGUGGCCCCUUAGGCGCCGCCACCUGCAACAUCGCCCACCAUGCCCGGGCUCCCAGCGUCCGUCGACUUGGACGAGUGCAUCUCGCGCCUCUACAAGAAAGAGCUCCUCGCCGAGUCCGUCAUCGAGGCCAUCUGCGCCAAGACCAAGGAGCUGCUCAUGCGCGAGAGCAACGUCGUCCACGUCCGCGCACCCAUCACCGUAGUGGGGGACAUCCACGGCCAGUUCUUCGACCUCAUUGAGAUUUUCCGAAUCGGCGGCUACUGCCCAGACACCAACUACCUCUUCCUCGGCGACUAUGUCGACCGCGGCAUGUUCAGCGUUGAGACCAUCUCGCUGCUGGUGUGUCUGAAGCUACGAUAUCCCAACCGCGUGCAUUUAAUCCGCGGCAACCAUGAGUCGCGUGGUGUUACCCAGUCGUAUGGCUUCUACACCGAGUGCUCACGCAAAUACGGCAACGCCAACGUGUGGCACUACUUUACCGACAUGUUCGACUUCCUGACCUUGAGUGUCGUAAUUAAUGACCAGAUAUUUUGCGUCCACGGAGGUCUAUCCCCCUCGAUCCACUCCAUCGACCAGAUUAAGAUCAUAGACCGCUUCCGCGAGAUUCCCCACGAAGGCCCGAUGGCCGACCUAGUCUGGUCCGAUCCCGACCCCGACCGUGACGAGUUCUCGCUUUCGCCUCGAGGCGCGGGGUACACCUUUGGCGCCCAGGUGGUUAAGAAGUUCCUCGCCGUCAACAACAUGUCACAUAUCCUCCGCGCCCAUCAACUUUGCCAAGAGGGCUUCCAAGUCCUAUACGACGACCGGCUCAGCACUGUCUGGAGCGCACCCAACUACUGCUACCGCUGCGGCAACAUGGCCAGCGUCCUCGAGGUCAGCGACACCGGCGAGCGCUUCUUUAACGUAUUCGCCGCCGCGCCCGAGAACGAUAUUCAUAAAGAUUUACAACCUGGGGGUGAGAAGUCUGCGGACGGUAACGCCCUCCCCGACUACUUCCUCUAAACCCUCCUGGGAAUACCCACCCGGCAGCUCUCCCCUUCACACCAACCUGGAGCUUGGUUCGGGCUUGAUGAUAUUUUUUCCAAAACUACAUGAUACCAUGUUUUUGAGCAGCCAUAUGAUGGAC
Molecule: messenger RNA, 1540 nt
Organism: Ilyonectria robusta
Lineage: Eukaryota; Fungi; Ascomycota; Sordariomycetes; Hypocreales; Nectriaceae
Product: Metallo-dependent phosphatase-like protein
Exons: 4
Coding region: 454-1416 (320 amino acids)
Biological process (GO): peptidyl-serine dephosphorylation
Cellular component (GO): FAR/SIP/STRIPAK complex
Molecular function (GO): protein serine/threonine phosphatase activity
Source: RefSeq, a predicted model, not a curated record